Messenger RNA from Lactuca sativa (garden lettuce), 756 nucleotides. Its product is annotated as large ribosomal subunit protein uL11. Lineage: Eukaryota; Viridiplantae; Streptophyta; Magnoliopsida; Asterales; Asteraceae. The record is from RefSeq and is a predicted model, not a curated record. Gene Ontology annotation, cellular component: cytosolic large ribosomal subunit; ribosome. Gene Ontology annotation, biological process: translation. Gene Ontology annotation, molecular function: large ribosomal subunit rRNA binding; structural constituent of ribosome.
UUUUCCUUUUCAUGCCGCACUGAUUCACAACACAGAGACUCCCUCGCCGAACCCUUAGACGCCGCCGCCGUCUCUCUCGUUUCUUCAAAGAUGCCGCCGAAGUUCGAUCCGUCACAAGUCGUCGACGUCUAUGUCCGCGUCACCGGAGGUGAGGUCGGAGCAGCGAGUUCACUCGCUCCUAAGAUCGGACCACUCGGUCUCUCUCCAAAGAAGAUCGGAGAAGACAUUGCAAAGGAAACCGCCAAGGACUGGAAGGGUCUCAGAGUUACAGUCAAGCUUACCGUUCAGAAUCGUCAGGCUAAGGUCUCCGUCGUCCCAUCCGCCGCUGCUCUCGUGAUUAAAGCUCUCAAGGAGCCAGAGCGUGAUCGUAAGAAGGUGAAGAACAUCAAGCACAGCGGCAACAUUUCUCUCGAUGACGUGAUUGAAAUCGCGAAGGUUAUGCGUCCGAGGUCAAUGGCUAAGGAGUUGCAAGGAACUGUGAAGGAGAUUCUCGGAACUUGUGUUUCUGUUGGAUGCACGGUUGACGGAAAAGAUCCGAAGGAUUUGCAGCAGGAAAUAGCUGAUGGUGAUGUUGAGAUUCCUCAGGAUUGAUCGAGGUUCUUUUCGUAUUCAAUUGAAAAAGUAUGUUAGUUCUUCUGUUAUUGUCUGUUUUGAUAUUUUGAGAAUUUUUAUCGAGCUUUACUUCUAUCUUAUCACCAUUUUCAUUAGUGAAUAUGGAGACUUUUUGGCAAAAUGUUCAAUUUUGAUUUCGAAUCA